AUGGGUUAGUGUGUUACAAAAGAAGGCGAUGAACAAAGAAGCAUAUAAAGAAACUCUUAAAAACCCACAAUUUAGCCAAUGAAUAGAACAUACAGUUCUAAACUGUUAAAUCCGAACAUUACGGAUUGUGUCAUACUAGAAGAGGAGUCAUAUUUAUAAUAGUCCUCUUUAUACUCCAUAUAUACAAUAAUGGAAGAAAACUAAGUUAAAAGAUCAACUCUAGCCAAUGCAGUAUCUAAAGUGAAACCAUUAGGCAGUGCCAUUACAUCAGGAAUAUCAGUUCAAUUCAUCAAUAUUAGUAAUGGUAGAAAAUUGCAUUCUCAUGCUAUUAAGCAAGACAAAGGCUUAAAACAACAUGAAGUAAGUUUAUGCAAUGAAAUUGAAAAGAACGAUUAUGAUGAAUGGUUAAUUUUAACUAAUCAUUAUGAACCUGUUAAAGAUGGUGAUGUAGUGGCAAUUCAACACAAGAUCACCAAAUGCAUCCUCAGAUCUAGCAAUAACAUCUUAACUAAAUCAAAAUUACAACAAGUUUCCUGCGUUGAUAUAAUUUAAGAUUUAACAGAGGAUGAUUAUUGGAUAAUAGAGAUUAUUAAUGAUUCUAAAUAAAUUAACAAAUUGCAUAGCAAUAAUCUAAUUAGAAUUAAACAUGCUCAAACCAACACCUAUUUAUCUGGUACCAAAAAUAAAGCUGUACUUAAAGGUCAUAUGGAAGUUUGUGUAACUUAAUAGCCUGGCCAUGAUAUUUGGGUUGUGGAAGAUACAUUUUGAUAGUAAAAAUUACUAUUUCUUUAUUUUUUAUUUAUUUAUAUUAUUGGGGAUAUA
Messenger RNA from Paramecium tetraurelia, 822 nucleotides. RefSeq lists its product as uncharacterized. The record is from RefSeq and is a predicted model, not a curated record. Lineage: Eukaryota; Ciliophora; Oligohymenophorea; Peniculida; Parameciidae. The transcript is spliced from 3 exons.